CGUCGCUUCAUUCGUUGUGUGACGAAGGGGAUUAACGCGAUAUAGCUCUGCUUUCAAUGAGCCACGAUAGACUAGGAACUCGCACGGAUUCAGGCUUUUAAUUUAUUCAUUAUAUGAAGUUCGAUUUUUUACUAGUAGCUUCACAAACUGUGUUUUAUAUUUCGACACGUAAUUCUAGUGAGGAAAACAAGUUGCGAAUAGAUCGUGAAGUUUUGUCUCCAAGUGUUUUGAAUAAGGAAAUCGUCUUAGGCUAACGUAAUGUAGCAAGCUAAUCUCAUUUAUCCAUUCGUAAACUCAGCUAUCAUUUCACAGAGUGUUAUAACCCCUACAUAAAGGCAUGACCGAGUACAAACUUGUGGUGGUCGGGGCAGGAGGUGUGGGGAAGAGCGCUCUCACCAUCCAGCUCAUCCAGAACCACUUCGUAGAUGAAUAUGAUCCAACCAUCGAGGACUCGUACAGAAAACAGGUGGUGAUUGAUGGGGAGACUUGUCUGUUGGACAUCCUGGACACUGCAGGUCAGGAGGAGUACAGCGCCAUGAGGGACCAGUAUAUGAGGACAGGAGAGGGCUUCCUCUGUGUGUUUGCGAUCAACAACAUCAAGUCCUUUGAGGACGUUCACCUCUACAGAGAGCAGAUCAACAGGGUGAAGGACAGUGACAGUGUUCCCAUGGUGCUGGUGGGGAAUAAGAGCGACCUGGGUACCCGCGCGGUGGAGUCGCGGCAGGCGCAGGAGCUGGCACGAAGCUACGGAGUACCAUUUGUCGAGACUUCUGCCAAAACCAGACAGGGUGUGGAGGAAGCUUUCUAUUCACUGGUACGGGAGAUUAGAAGAUAUAAGGAGACCAACCGUAGCAACAAGAAAAGCAAGAAAAACACUCAGAGACGUUGCGCAAUACUAUAGCAAGCCACACACCAGCACUUGUUUCACGCUCACACACACACACACUGCACCUCCUCUGUCAUGUUGGAGAUGUCCAGCACAACUCCAAACAGGGAAGCAAACAUGGCAAAAAAAAUUUUUUCAUGCUGUCACAGUUUUCACUUACAGUAUUUGCCAUGUAUUCAUCCAAUGUGCAGUGUCCGUUUAACGCUGUGAAUUCAGUUUUUGUUCGGUGACCAAACAACUAGAAACUGCAGUUUUAAAAUGAUUUUUUUUUUUUUUUUUUUUAAAGUCAGCAUUUCUGCAAACUUAAAAUUUGACUGUAAAGAUAAUUACCUUUUACUAACUCUAUUCUAAUUUUGUCUAGCCAGUGUUUUUAAAAGACUGUUCAGCUCUUGUUGACUUUUUGGGGGCCAGGUGUUCACAGUGGUGCGUCACUGCACUUUGCACGGUCACAUCAGGUGAGGCGUUCAGUCAAAAUCCAAAAUUGUUCCAGGACUCAACACGCCAAGGGAGGGGAACGUUUUCCUUGGUAAACAUCUAACUUCACAAAGUCCCACAAAUAACAUAAAAACAGUGUCAUAUUGACUCGGGCACUGUUUACUUGUGAAAAAGCUUUGCUUCCAGAUGAUUGGUUAAAACUUUUUGAAAGUUUGGGAAAAAAUGUCGUCCUCCCUGCAUGUUUUUUUUUUUUUUUUUUAGUUUAGUGUGUCCUCUGGGGCUUGAAACACAACAGCAAUAUCCAUUUUUUUUUUCUCUUCUCACAAAGUGCAUAUGUCAAUGAAAAGGCUGUAGCAGGAUAGGAUUACCACAGUAACAAAGCCACAAAAUUGUGUUCCAGACUCCUAGGUGCACUUUAUUCAUUUCCUGUUAUUUGUUUUAUUGUAGAAUUUAGGAUUAGUUUGUGCAAUUUAAAAAGUUUACUCAGGAAUAUAGUGUUGUAUCAGGAACUGAGGAAUAGCAGACUGAGAGCUGUGUCAAAUGAUGGGUUGAGAUCUGAUGUCCAUCAUUAACUUACUGUUUGAAGCGUCAGCCCUGCUGUUUGUUCCACACAGUCACACUUUAUUCCAAAGUCCACUUUCAAUGCCGUUUUUAUGUCAGUCAGUGUUGUUGGUGUUUAUGUGGUACUACAUACAUUUAAACCACACUGAUGCUGAAACCAGUGUUUAACGCCAACCGACAGGGCUCAGACACAGUGACAGUCAUGUUAUCCGAUCAUGCUGGAUGAUAAGGAUAUUCACUAGGGCAUCUUUUUUUAUAGCAAUGUUUGUCCUCUUUGAUAAUUACUGUAACCCUAAAUUUCUAUUUUUGUAGCAUUACAAACCACAUUCCCCAAUUUAAAAACUUCUGCAAUAAGAAACUGCUGUCUACAUAUUUACUAAAAUUAUAUUUAAGUUUAAUGAGCUAACUUCAGUUUCAUCCUGCUUAGAAGUGAAUCCAUCUAUUAAGGGGUUCCUACUUUGCUAUGGUGUCAAACCAGCAGCUUCCAAAUGCCUCUUAUUAUCUGAAUUUAAUGUAGUUCCAUUGUUAUAUGGAGUAACUCUAAAAUGUUCAAGUUUCUCACAGACAGCUAUGUAAACUCUUUAAUGCAAUCUGCUAUAAUGAACAAGUAAAUUUCUUCAGCUUUAA
Perca flavescens (yellow perch) is the source of this 2509-nucleotide messenger RNA. Its product is annotated as zgc:55558. Gene Ontology annotation, cellular component: membrane. Gene Ontology annotation, biological process: signal transduction. The transcript is spliced from 5 exons. The record is from RefSeq and is a predicted model, not a curated record. The coding region runs from base 338 to 901 and encodes 187 amino acids. Gene Ontology annotation, molecular function: GTPase activity; GTP binding. Lineage: Eukaryota; Metazoa; Chordata; Actinopteri; Perciformes; Percidae.